This is a messenger RNA of Penicillium diatomitis, 1149 nucleotides long. RefSeq names its product PARP-type zinc finger-containing protein. NCBI's taxonomy places the organism in Eukaryota, Fungi, Ascomycota, Eurotiomycetes, Eurotiales, Aspergillaceae. Bases 1 to 1149 code for a protein of 382 amino acids. The record is from RefSeq and is a predicted model, not a curated record. Gene Ontology annotation, molecular function: zinc ion binding; DNA binding. The transcript is spliced from 4 exons.
AUGCUCUCUGUGCACCGAGCCCAGAUAGCUAAUCCGUACUGUCUCGACUUGUUGCUCGUUCUGACCAUUCUUAAUCUUCUCGCAGAGGCUUCACCGAACAACCGGGCUGGUUGCCAGAACAAGGAAUGCAAGGACCAGAAAAUCAAGAUUACCAAAGGUGAAAUUCGUGUCGGCACAUGGGUCGAAAAUGAAAGAUUCCAAAGCUGGCAGUGGCGCCACUGGGGCUGUACGACUCCGCUCAUCCUCUCUAAUAUCAUGAAGAAUGUCUUCGAGAAGGAAGAAUUGGAAGGUGAUGAGGAUUUCGACCUCAUUGAUGGCUGGGAGGACUUGCCUGAGGUCCACCAGGAGGCUGUUCGCAAGGCCCUCGCUGAAGGUCACGUUCCAGAUGAAGAUUGGAAGGGUGAUGUUGAGUGCAAUCGCCCAGGCAUGCGAGGCUUCCGCCUUUCUAAGAAGAAGGCAGCAGCUAAGAAAGACGCGGAAGAAGAAGAUGACUCAAAGUCUGAAAACGCCGUCGAUGAUGAGACCAGCACAAAGAAGGCGCAACCUGCGAAGGCGACCAAGAGUACUCCCCGUGCCAAGGCUAAGAAGGCUACCGAUGAGGAAGACGAAGUCAAGGAACCCCAAGAGACCAAGCGAGCUACCCGUGGCAAAAAGCCAGUGAAAAAACCAGUGGUCGAGGAGUCAGCCGAUGAGGAGGCCCCGGCAACCCCGGCUGAGACGAAGGAAAAGGCCAAACGAGCCGCUCGUGGCAAAGCCGCCGCCAAAGCAGCUAUCGAGCAGUCUGAAGCCGAGGCUGAGGCUGAGGCUGAAGAAGUAAAGCCAGCCAAAGGUCGAGGUCGCCCUGCAAAGUCGGCCACGACCACGAAGGAGGCCUCUAAGCCGGCUGCAACCAAUGGUAGAAAGCGCAAGGCCACAGACGAGGAUCCAGAAUCCGGCAAGAAGGCUGAAAAGCCCAAACGCGGUCGCAAGGCUGUUGCUGCUGCCAAAGAGGAAAUCGAGGAGCGUGAACCAGCGUCCGAUGAAGCACCCGAUGGACAGACUGAGCCUGACCAGACUUCCUCGGCGCAAGAGAUGCCAGAGGAGAGCACUUCCGAGGACGUGGUUCCUCAGAAGACAAGACGCCGCAGUGGGAGAGUCACCAAGGCUUAA